Molecule: messenger RNA, 2302 nt
Organism: Malus domestica (apple)
Lineage: Eukaryota; Viridiplantae; Streptophyta; Magnoliopsida; Rosales; Rosaceae
Source: RefSeq, a predicted model, not a curated record
AAAUGACAGUUCUGCCCAUUUCUUGAACACUCUCUCAAUGCCAAAGUAUCUGUUUAGCAACCAAACCAAACUUCACUCUCUGCUGCAAUGCUGAAGCUACUUUCAUGGCGUCCCUUACCUCACAAAACCCUAACCCUAGACCCGACCAAACCAUUCCUCUCCCUCUCCCGCCUUCUCAGUCAAUCCCUCAUCGAAGACCCAUAUGAAUACGACCCUCCGUUCUCUCCGGUUUCCAAACCCCCAAAGCCCAAGAAAACCAAAACCCAGGAUAAAGCUCCAGACCCGAAGAACGACCCGACCCGUCCUCUCAAAUCGGACCUGCCCUUCGACUUCAGCUACUCGUAUUCGGAAACCAACCCGGCGGUCAAACCUAUUGCGUUCCGGGAGUCGCCCAAGUUCUCUCCUUUCGGACCCGGUCGGCUUGAUCGGAAGUGGACCGGGACUGUUGCCGCGGUACAACAAGAAGUGGACUUGGACCGGGUUGCGGAGGAGAAAAAACGGGUUCUCGGAGACCCGCUAACGGAGGAGGAAGUGGCGGAGCUGGUGGAACGGUACCGUCAUAGUGAUUGCGCCCGGCAAAUCAAUAUGGGAAAGGGAGGAGUUACACAUAACAUGUUAGAUGAUAUCCACAACCACUGGAAGCGAGCCGAAGCGGUGAGGAUCAAGUGUUUGGGAGUGCCAACUCUUGACAUGGACAAUGUUUACUUCCACCUUGAGGACAAGUCCGGUGGGAAGAUUAUUUACCGGCAUAUUAAUGUCCUCAUUUUAUACCGGGGUCGAAACUAUGAUCCGAAGAAUCGACCAGUAAUACCUGUAAUGCUCUGGAAGCCGUAUCCUCCGAUAUAUCCAAGGCUUGUAAAGAAUGUUGCUGACGGCUUGACAUUUGAAGAAACGAAGGAGUUAAGAAACAUAGGACUAAACUGUUUACCUCUGAUGAAGCUGACGAGAAAUGGUGUGUAUGUGAAUGUUGUGGAUAGAGUUAGGGAGACCUUCAAUACUGAAGAGGUAGUGAGACUAGACUGCACCCAUGUUGGUACCAGCGAUUGCAAAAGGAUAGGCGUGAAAUUAAGGGAUCUAGUACCUUGCAUCCCUCUUUUGUUCAAGGAUGAGCAGAUUAUACUCUGGAGGGGGAAGAGGGAUCAAAGGCAAGACUCCGAGUGCACAGAUAGUAGUAAAAUGUCCGCAGAUGCUUAAGUGUGGCCAGAGUAACAAAGCCCGAAAAGGAGUGAUCUUCGGAUUAUGGUUGGUUGGAUAACAGAGGAACAAUGUAGUUAGGAGGAGAAUGGUGGUGAAAGCAGCAGUAGUAGUUGGACCUUGUUCCACUUUGCUUCUAGAUCUUUAUAUUAUAAGAUCAAAUGUUUAACUUUAUGAGGCAACAACCACUUAGUACUACGAAUAUUCUUAUUUUGUAAGUGAGAAGUCUUAAGGUUCGACUCUCGUAGUCGUAGAUAGGGCUUUCAAAAUUAGUUAUUAUGACUAGCUCUUUUAGUGCAAUUCCCUCGUCCUUUAGUGUAAAUAUAUCGUUGUAUUCAAAAUAACCUAAAUUAAACAGACACAUUCGUUACAAAACUAGGCGCUCACAUAGAGGCAAUCUCUCUCUUCCUAAAUAGACUUAAAAACUUCCUUCUCUAACUUGUAUUCAUUUUUCGAUGGAUCAUGUUGUGUUACUUGGGUUGUCCUGCAGGGGCUGACGAUGAUGUCAGUGGCGAAAGGGUUGCUCCGUUCCAGAGCAACUUGAAUGCUCUUGCCAAGGAAUGGGACCCUAUCACGAACAUGGCACCUGAAGAAGACAGGUGAUAUUUUCUAAGCAUUUUCCAACUGAUACCCUCUCUGGGAGGGUCGGAUUAUAGGCUUAAUAAAGAUAAUCUCCACUUGAGUUUGUGUGGGCAUACGGAUGACGUGGUCCUCUGGAUGGACACAAAAGUUUCACCUCUUAAGAGUAGUUAUAAACACAUGCUCUGUAGGAUAAAAGUGUCUGAUCCACCUUGCACUUCGAGGGAUAUCCUCUGCUCCGCCCCCAUCUCAGCGCUCCGCUCUCUUCACACCUCUCCACCAGUGUCCUUGAUCUCCACCUCCGGUUCAUGAGGUUGUAGAAACUUCAAAGAAAGAAAAGAAAAUCUAGGAAGGGUCUCAAUGCUCUCCCAUUCUAGAUUACUCAUUGCUAUGAACUCAUUCGUUUCAUUUGUAAUGGUUUCACCACUUAGAGUAUCCAAGUUCAUUUAUAGUGAAAUGUGACGGGUUUUUCGGUGAAAUUAUGGAAGUUACAAAAUUAAUCGUAUCUACGGUUGAGAUAUAGUUCACC